Messenger RNA from Bufo bufo (common toad), 4769 nucleotides. It is a transcript of the gene PAN3, whose product is annotated as poly(A) specific ribonuclease subunit PAN3. NCBI's taxonomy places the organism in Eukaryota, Metazoa, Chordata, Amphibia, Anura, Bufonidae. Gene Ontology annotation, biological process: nuclear-transcribed mRNA poly(A) tail shortening; protein phosphorylation; mRNA processing. Gene Ontology annotation, cellular component: P-body; PAN complex. Bases 211 to 2571 code for a protein of 786 amino acids. The transcript has 18 exons. Gene Ontology annotation, molecular function: metal ion binding; protein kinase activity; ATP binding. The record is from RefSeq and is a predicted model, not a curated record.
UCAGGAAGAGGAAAAUAGGAAAACAGCAGAGAGAAAAACAAGAGGAGAGGGGGCGGGGAGGCCUCGGUAUCCCGUGCAGACGCCUGGUGCUCCGGUCACUACCGGCCCAAGGACCCCCGGUCGGUUUUUGCGCUACGGGAAAUUCCCCCCCUUGAUCUUUCCCUCCAUGGUGGCGCCCAACGCCUCGAGUGGAACAGCUGUACCGCGGCCAUGAACAGCGGACUGCCCCCGACCCCCUCCGCGGUGGUGGCGGCUCCCGGGCCGCCCCAACUGCCUCCCAUGGGGGGACCCGGGGUGAAGCUGAAGUUCUGCCGUUACUACGCGAAGGAUAAGACGUGCUUCUACGGGGACGAGUGCCAGUUCCUACACGAAGAGCCGCUGGGCAUCCAUGGCAACAGCCUGGUGGGGUACCCGCCGCUGCCAGGGCCUGUCACCCCGGCGGCGUGCAAGAAGCUGGAGCUGGGAGGACUGGACGGGCCGCGGCUGACCAUUCCUGGAAUAGAUGGAGGGCCCUUACCGGACUCCAGUCUUACAGAUUCUUACUUCAGUACCAGCUUUAUUGGAAUGAAUGGCUUUGGAAGCCCAGCAGAGGCAAGCUACCCACGGAUGCAGCGAAUGACAAACAGCAGCAGUUCCCCAAGCCUUCUGAAUGACAGUGCCAAGCCAUACACAGGCCAUGAUCCUUUAGGCUCUCCAGCUUCUACUCUCUUUAACGACUUUGCUGGUCUCAGCAUUUCUCAAAGGCGAAAGACACCCAACCCCACUGCCAGCGAGUUCAUCCCCAAAGGAGGAUCCACUUCCCGGUUGAGUAAUAUGUCUCAGUCCAACAUGUCUGCCUUCUCUCAAGCGUUAUUCUCCCACCCAUCCAUGGCAGGUCCUGCUGCAGCCGGUCUAGCUCCAGGCAUGUCACUGUCUGCUGGGUCUUCCCCACUUCAUUCUCCUAAAAUAACACCCCACACAUCACCGGCUCCAAGACGACGAAGCCACACGCCCAACCCAGCCACUUACAUGGUGCCCACUAGUGCCUCAACACCAGUGACCAACUCCGUCUCCCAGCCCCCAUCUGCAGGACAGGUUAUCCAGAAAGAAACUGUUGGCGGAACAACGUAUUUCUACACCGAUACCACUCCUGUGCCACUCACUGGAAUGGUAAAUGCAGUUUUUCCAAAUUAUCACAUCUACCCACCAACUUCUCCUCAUGUUGCUUACAUGCAGCCCAAAGCAAAUGCACCUUCCUUCUUCAUGGCGGAUGAACUCAGACAGGAACUGAUCAACCGACAUUUGAUAACGAUGGCACAGAUUGACCAAGCAGAUAUGCCUUCCGUACCUGCAGAGGUUGAUAGCUACCACAGCCUUUUCCCCCUGGAACCGCUUCCUCCUCCCAACAGAAUACACAAGUCCAGUAACUUUGGAUAUAUUACUUCAUCCUACAAAGCUGUAAAUAGCAAGGACGACCUGACGUAUUGCCUGAGAAGAGUUCAUGGUUUUCGUCUGGUGAACACAAAAUGCAUGUCUCUGGUUGACACGUGGAAGAAAAUCCAGCACUCCAAUAUCGUUACCUUACGAGAAAUGUUUACAACCAAAGCAUUCGGAGAGCAUUCCUUGGUUUUUGCCUAUGACUUCCACGCUGGCGCAGAGACCAUGAUGAGCAGGCAUUUUAAUGAUCCCAGCGCAGACGCUUACUUUACUAAAAGGAAAUGGGGCCAGCAUGAUGGUCCUUUGCCGCGUCAACAUGCUGGGUUGCUGCCAGAGUCCCUGAUUUGGGCUUACAUUGUCCAGCUGAGCUCAGCACUGCGAACCAUCCACACUGCAGGCCUAGCGUGUCGCGUAAUGGAUCCAACGAAGAUUCUGAUCACUGGAAAAACCAGGCUGCAUGUCAACUGUGUUGGGAUUUUUGAUGUUUUAACCUACGAUGGCAGUCAGAGUAAUCCUGUAGCCCUAAUGCCCCAAUACCAGCAAGCAGACCUGAUCUCAUUAGGAAAAGUUGUGCUGGCGUUGUCCUGCAAUUCUUUGGCUGGAAUCCAACGGGAAAAUCUGCAAAAAGCAAUGGAACUCGUGAACAUCAACUACUCCUCUGACCUAAAGAAUCUAAUCUUAUAUUUGCUGACAGACCAAAACCGGUUGCGUAGUGUAAAUGAUAUCAUGCCAAUGAUCGGUGCUAGAUUUUAUACUCAACUGGAUGCAGCACAAAUGCGGAACGAUGUCAUAGAGGAGGACCUUGCAAAGGAGGUGCAGAAUGGAAGAUUGUUCAGACUCUUGGCCAAACUGGGAACAAUAAAUGAGAGACCAGAAUUUCAAAAAGACCCAUCUUGGUCAGAAACUGGUGACAGGUAUUUGCUGAAACUCUUUCGGGAUCAUCUUUUCCAUCAAGUGACAGAAGCGGGCACUCCCUGGAUUGACCUCAGUCAUAUUGUAUCUUGUCUUAACAAGUUAGAUGCUGGCGUGCCCGAGAAGAUUAGUCUCAUAUCCAGGGACGAGAAGAGCGCACUUGUAGUAACGUACAGUGAUCUAAAACGCUGCUUUGAGAAUACGUUUCAAGAACUGGUAGCGUCGGCGAACGGUCAGUUGUAGUAUUUGCUCAAAGCAUGCAGGACAUUGCUUGACGAACUAAACCGAUUGCAAAUUGCACUACAGCUGAGUUGUCAUUGUCAUCUCAUUUCACUAUUGGGAAUCAAAAUCGGAGAUGAGCAGAAGCUGCUUGCACUUCAGUCAGGUACACUGUUACUUGAAGGGAAAAACGAAGCGUGUCUUCUCAGUUCGCCGCAAGCUUUUGGAGGCUUUAUCUGUGAAUUAUUAUUUUUUUUCUCCUCUACUUGUAUGCACUACUUUUAAUUUGAAGACAUUUAAGGGAAUUUUUUUUUUUUUUUUUUCUUUCCUUCCAAGAAUUUUUUUUUUUUUUUCAGGGCCACAGUGUUGUCUUCACCAACAUCAGAAAUCGUGAAUUGCUUGUGUCCCGGUAGUGGAUCAGUUCCAGCAUUUUUUUUUUCCUUUUUUGAGUUUUAACCCUUCAAUUGAAGUGUGUGCAAGCUGUUUGUCAUACUCAUUAUGCGAAGGAACAUUUCAAAGCAUCAUCCACCUAGCGGUGUCAGUCUCGGUCGCCGUGCACGAUUACAACACUUUUACGGAGCUCCCGUUUAUUUUUGUAACCUGUUAAAAAAACAAAACAAAAAAAACAAAAAAACACAACCAGCCGCCGCCUGUUAUAUAGACGAUUUUCUGCUUAUGCAAAAUGUUUCCUAUAAAUAUAUAUAUUUUUUUUUUCUAUUGGUUAUGGCACCCGUUUUGAGGAAUACCUACCAAACCUUUUAUUCGUCAUCAUGUCGAAAAACUGCAUCUUCACUAGGGUAAUGUUACACUGGAUAUGGAGACACUGAUAACAAUGAAUGAAUAACUGGGGCCAGAAUCUUCUUUGGCGCCUAUUGAGAAACUUUAGUUGAACGUAUUUUUUUUUUUUUUUUUUUUUUUUUUUUUUUGCCCCUCUUCCCCCCCCCCCCCCCCCCCCCCCCAAUUUUCUAGCCUGAAAGCUGUGGCACUGAUUUUUUUUAUUUUUUUCAGUGAAUAGUGGAAAUAAAAAGCUACGUUAAACUGCCAAAUCUAUAGGACAAUGGACUGUACCACAUUUGGCACUUAGUAUGGAUAUUUUUUAAUGACCCGAUCUGCUAUGCCAUGAAAUCCAGAAUCGGAGUAGGAGAAAUUCAAAAACAGUCAGACUAUUGUGAAGCUUCAGUAUACAUGUUGACUUCAGUUUUAAUGAUUCUCAUGAUGUGUAUUAUUUUGAGACGUCUUUUCUGCUUCUCAGCUGUCCAUUUUUAAGCUUUACUGACCCUUACAGGAUCUUACUUUUGGAGAACAUAUUUGUUUUUGUUUUUCUUCAGUAAUCUCAAAGGUGUAUGCAUGCACCUACCAAAAUAUCGAAGUUCAUACAUCUACAAUACACACAUUAAAUAUACAUGCAUAUAUUCAUAAAUACCCAUGUGCAUAUACCUGUGUACACAUGUAUAUAUGCGUAAAUACACUCACUUAUAUACCUGUGUUCACAUGCAUAUACACAUGAUCAUAAUUGUAUAUGAACAUUCAUGCAUGCAUACAUAAACACGUGUGUGUAUACAUAAAUACUCAUGUAUAUACACAUAGACUCAUAUACAUGCAUAUAUACAAACAUGCACAUGCAUAAACACACACACGCCUAUAUACAUACAUACACACUUUAUAAUUUUCAAUUGACGACCUAUGUUGCCGCCAUGUUACGUCUUGCCACGGUUUUGUCACUUUUUGUAAGGAUAAUGAACCUGUUCCCAUUAAGGCGAAUUUAAGCAAGAACUGUCUCUUAUCAUUAGCUUGUGUAUAUGAGCAGAGAAACAGCAGUUUUUUUUAUGUUUUUGACAAAUCAUAUUGCAAUUUUUUGUACAAAACAAAAAGUACUUGUAUUCUAGAAAAACAUGCUUAAUUUAUAAGUAUUUUUUAUUUUUUGCGUUCCUGGACAUGCUCAUAUAGACAUACAGGGUUCCUGCCUCACCUUCCUCUACAGUCUUUUUCCUGUCAGUACUUUUUGGGGACCAAUGUUUAGGGUUUUUGAGGGAGAUCAAGACUUUCAUCCUUAAUUGACCAGCAAACCAAUUGCAAUAUUGUGGGGGGGAGGGGAUAUGACCUCUUUGGGUCUCAUUAUUUUAUUUUCCCUCUCUUACUAUUGACUUAAUUGUAAUCUCAGGAUAAAACAAAAAAAGGAAAAAAAAAAAUCAACAAAAAAGAGAAAUGGUAACCCAUGCAUG